UCUCGGUCGGCCCUCCUUCCAAACCUGCAGUAAAGGGACAAGCCCCCAAAGUUUUUGUAUGAGAGGGUUUCGCCGUACAACAACCACCGAAACCACCACAACAAUCAUCACAGGACAUGUCGGACCCCUUCAAUGCGGAUCGGUAUCUCCCUACAAUAGACGCCAUAUUGAGUGUAGCGGACUUGGAACAGAUCACAGUGAAACGGAUCCGAAAUGCUUUACAGGAACUCUUCGGAGUUAAUCUCCUACCACAUAAGAAGGAAAUCAACGAGGUGAUCCUCACUCAGUACUACGAUCUCAUCAGUAAACGUGAGGAACUGGAGAAGUCAGAAAAGGAGAGACGAGACGAGAUCGAACGACAGGAUGCGAUAAUGGCCGCGCGACUUCUGCGGUCAGAGAUCAGUGGACCCAUUGUUAGAUCUCGUAAGACGAGAGACCGGCCUGUCAAGGAAGUUAAGAAACGGAAAGUAUCCAGUGAUCGAGAGAAUGUAUUCAUGAGAGAAAUGAUUCUAUCCCCAGAUCUUGAGGCCAUAGUGGGAGCUCCCAAGUUACCACGGCCCCAUGUCGUUAAACAAUUAUGGGCUUACAUCAAGAGCCACGACAUGCAAGAUCCUAAGGAUAAGCGAUUCAUUAUCUGCGACGACAAGUUCCAGAAACUAUUCAAGAAAAAAUCUGUCGGAGCCUUUGAAAUGAACAAACUCCUUUCGAAACAUUUAAUAAAACCCGAUGAGGUUGAUGGCGUGGCGUGGACUAUGACGCCUGCGCCCGUUAAAUCUGAGCCCGGCUCAGUAGAUCUGGUCAUCCACAGUGAUCCAAGUGAGUCAUCUGAGGAAUAGGCUAUAACUUUCAUAAAUUGUGUAUAUCUGUAAAUGUAUUAUAUGUCUUA
Messenger RNA from Scheffersomyces amazonensis, 886 nucleotides. RefSeq lists its product as uncharacterized. The transcript has 4 exons. Bases 117 to 836 code for a protein of 239 amino acids. Gene Ontology annotation, molecular function: RNA polymerase I cis-regulatory region sequence-specific DNA binding. Gene Ontology annotation, biological process: transcription initiation at RNA polymerase I promoter; nucleolar large rRNA transcription by RNA polymerase I. Gene Ontology annotation, cellular component: RNA polymerase I upstream activating factor complex; nucleus. The record is from RefSeq and is a predicted model, not a curated record. Lineage: Eukaryota; Fungi; Ascomycota; Pichiomycetes; Serinales; Debaryomycetaceae.